Messenger RNA from Hibiscus syriacus, 625 nucleotides. RefSeq names its product ferredoxin-thioredoxin reductase, variable chain-like. The transcript has a single exon. Lineage: Eukaryota; Viridiplantae; Streptophyta; Magnoliopsida; Malvales; Malvaceae. Gene Ontology annotation, biological process: photosynthesis. The record is from RefSeq and is a predicted model, not a curated record. The coding region runs from base 134 to 625 and encodes 163 amino acids.
GAGUUGAGCCACUAGGAAGAAUAUCGUUUCUGAAUCGGAUUGAAACCCUUUUUUUUUUAGGAUUCGAUCGUACAAGUUUGGGGUUUUUGUCGGGGAAAGGAAAUAAUCUGUUGUUCGGAAAGCUAGAAUAGAGAUGAGUACAAGUACAUAUGGUUUAUGCCUCUCUUCGGCAACGCCCGGUUCAUGUUUGAUCAUAUGCUCCAAUGGGAGAUUCGAAGCCAAAGCCUCGAUGAUCACGUUGAAACCGGCGUCGUUUCAAUCCACUGCGACUGCCGUCAACGUUUCUAUAAAAACGAGGAGAAGGGCUGUUUCCUGUCAAGCUGCCUCCGCCGCUUCCGUCGACGAGGACGAGAAAGAGGCGUCGGUUUCGGGAUCGGAGGAGGCUAAAGUUGGGGCCAAGGUUAGGGUAAAAGCACCCCUCAAAGUUUAUCAUGUGAAUCGAAUCCCGGAGCUGGACCUGAACGGCAUGGAAGGAGUGAUUAAACAAUUCGUGGGGGUCUGGAAAGGGAAAAAGAUUUCAGCUAAUCUUCCUUACAAGGUGGAGUUCGUCACCGAGGUUGAAGGACGAGGACCUGUUAAGUUCUUGGCCCAUCUUAAGGAGGAUGAAUUGGAUUUCCUUGAUUAG